Aspergillus oryzae RIB40 is the source of this 1533-nucleotide messenger RNA. RefSeq names its product flavin-containing monooxygenase. Lineage: Eukaryota; Fungi; Ascomycota; Eurotiomycetes; Eurotiales; Aspergillaceae. Gene Ontology annotation, molecular function: oxidoreductase activity. The record is from RefSeq and is a predicted model, not a curated record. The coding region runs from base 1 to 1533 and encodes 510 amino acids. The transcript has 3 exons.
AUGACCCGAACAGACCUCAUAGUCGACGCGGUCGUGAUCGGCGGCGGCUUCGGUGGCUGCAAUGCCCUCUACCGGCUCCGCGAGAUGGGCCUCACUACCAAACUCUUCGAGGCAGGGAGCGGCUUCGGCGGCGUCUGGCACUGGAAUGGCUAUCCCGGGGCUCGUGUGGAUAGCGAGAUGCCCGCCUACCAGUUCAACAUCCCCGCCGUAUACAGGGACUGGCAUUGGAGUGAACGGUUCCCCGGCGUCGAGGAGCUGAGACGAUACUUUGAACACGUUGACCGUGUGCUGGGGCUGAGCAAGGAUACCUAUUUCAACACAAUUGUAUCGGAAUGUCGAUUUGACUCCGCGAGUAGGCUAUGGAUCGUCCACACCUCGACUGGCAUAAGGGCAACGUGCAAGUACCUCAUCGCCGCAACAGGAUCCUCAUACAAGAAAUACUUCCCCGAGUAUCCCGGCCUGAGCCAAUACAAGGGCCAGCUAGUCCACUCAGCUGCAUACCCGGACAACCUCGACGUCACAGGAAAGAAGGUCGGCAUUGUCGGCAACGGAGCCUCGGGUCUCCAAAUCGUCCAAGAGCUGGCGAAGAAAGAUUGUGAAUUAACCGUGUUCAUCCGCACACCCUGUUUCGCACUGCCCAUGAGACAGCGAAAUAUCUCUCCCGAAGAGUCCGAGAUGAUGAAAGGGUACUACGACGCCAUCUUCGAUCGCUGCUAUAAAUCCGUCACGGGAUUUCCGCAUAAUACUAAGCCUCAGGCGGCUAGCACGGCAUCGCCCGAGGAGCGGAAGGCUAUUUUCGAUCAGCUUUGGCAGCGCGGUGGAUAUAGUUUCUUGGUUUCGAAUUACUAUGACUUCCUGCUUAAUGAGGAGGCCAAUUCGAUCUUUUACGAUUACUGGGUACAGCAGGUUCGGGCUCGUAUGACGAACCAGAAGAAGAUGGAUCUCGUUGCGCCGUUGAAGCAGACUUACUUGGUUGGUACUAAGCGGCCUAGUCUGGAGCAGGAUUACUAUGAGAUGAUUGAUCGGGAGAACGUCGUGCUGCAUGAUUUGAAGAAGGCUCCUAUCCAAGAGUUCGACGAGACCGGCGUCAUCACGGCCGAGGGCCAUCGUGAUCUCGACAUUGUCAUCUUUGCAACGGGAUACGAUGCCGUCACGGGCAGUUUGUUGGAUCUGGGGAUCGAGGAUCGGAACCAGGUUCCUCUGAGUGAGAAGUGGAAGGAUGGGACGGCUACUCAUCUAGGCUUGAUGAUCCCUGAUGCGCCGAAUCUGUUCCUGGUUUAUGGUCCGCAGGCACCGACUUCCUUGGCUAAUGGUCCGCCUUUUAUUGAGAUGGAGGUCGAUUGGAUCUGUCGCGCUAUUGCGAAGAUGCAUGAUGAGGGGUUGGCGUCCGUUGUGCCCACAGCUAAGGCAGCGGAGCAGUGGAAGGAGGAGGGUCCAAGGGAUGUAGAUCACCCGAUCUGGAAACAUAUUCUGUGUGUAUGCGUAUGCAUACUAAAGGGGACAAGAACUGUGAUCGGCAUAGACAUAACAUAA